This is a messenger RNA of Penicillium lagena, 2415 nucleotides long. RefSeq names its product beta-glucosidase. Gene Ontology annotation, biological process: glucan catabolic process. Lineage: Eukaryota; Fungi; Ascomycota; Eurotiomycetes; Eurotiales; Aspergillaceae. The transcript is spliced from 8 exons. The record is from RefSeq and is a predicted model, not a curated record. Gene Ontology annotation, molecular function: beta-glucosidase activity. The coding region runs from base 1 to 2415 and encodes 804 amino acids.
AUGGUUUCUGCAAAGCAGCUCGGAUUGGCUGCAGCCAUUCUGUCUUUGUGUGGACUAAGUCAUGCGGAAAGUAACAUUACUUCCGAUACGUAUUUCUACGGCCAGUCGGAGCCGGUGUACCCUUCGCCAAAGGGCACGGGAUCCGGUGACUGGGCUCAAGCCUAUGAAAAGGCUGCAGCUAUGGUCUCCAAGAUGACUUUGGAAGAGAAGAACAAUCUUACAUACGGCGUGUCUACCACUGAAAAUGGAUGUUCCGGAAUCAUCCAGCCUCUCCCUCGUCUUGGAUUUACUGGAUUGUGUCUCCAGGAUGCAGGAAACGGUGUGCGCUACACGGACUUUGUGAACAGCUACCCCAGUGGUAUCCAUAUCGGCGCUAGUUGGAACAAGUCACUUGCCCACGACCGUGGUUGGUAUAUGGGUGGCGAAUUCAGGAAGAAGGGAGUUCAGGUGGCUCUGGGACCUGUUGUUGGGCCACUGGGAAGAACCACUACCGGCGGAAGAAACUGGGAAGGUCCUUCCAAUGAUCCCUACCUGGGUGGUGCAAUUGCGGCUGCCACUGUGCAAGGCAUUCAGGGCCAAGGUGUGAUUACAAGUGUUAAGCAUUUCAUUGCGAACGAGCAAGAAUUGUAUCGCAAUCCCACUGUUAACUCCGAGAACCAAACCGUUGAGUCACUCUCGAGCAACAUGGAUGAUAAGACGAUGCACGAAUUGUACCUUUGGCCUUUCCAAGAUGCACUUAAGGCUGGAACAGGAAACAUAAUGUGCUCGUACAAUCGAGUCAAUAAUUCUCAUGGCUGCCAGAACAGCAAAACACUGAAUGGAAUCUUGAAGACAGAGCUUGGCUUCAACGGCUUUGUUGUAACUGACUGGGAUGCGCAACACUCCGGGGUCGCUUCAGCUCUAGCUGGCCUUGAUAUGGCUAUGCCAAACGGCCUAUCCUUCUGGGGCAACAAAUUCACUGAAGCCAUCACCAACGGCAGUGUACCCGUGUCUCGUCUGGAUGAUAUGGCAACUCGAAUUAUCGCGGCUUGGUAUAAGAUGGGCCAAGACGAUUCGAGCUACCCUGAACCUGGUAUCGGCAUGCCCUACAACAUCAGCGAGCCUCAUAAGAUUGUGAAUGCCCUCGAUCGCGACGCGAAGCCAACGCUUUAUGAUGGCGCAGUGGAAGGUCACGUCCUAGUCAAGAACACGAAAAAUGCUUUGCCACUCCAGUCUCCAAAACUGAUCUCCGUAUUUGGAUAUGACGCGAAGGCCCCUGAUCAGUACAUGCCUGAUGGACAGAGCUUGAUCGGCAACCCCUGGGAGCUUGGCUAUGAGCCGGCUGUCUUCCAAUUUGGUGGCGCCUUUUCUUCCAAUAUCAUCAAUGAGCCAUAUGAUUUCCAGGUUGCGUUUAACGGCACGCUCAGCGUCGGAGGUGGUUCUGGUGCGAACACAGGACCAUACUUGAGUGCUCCCCUUGACGCUCUUCAGCAACGUGCCUACGAAGACAAUACCGUUGUGAUGUGGGACACUGCAAACACACCUGGCAUGAUGGGCUUGAUGGAAGCAUCGGAUGCUUGCCUGGUCUUCAUCAACGCUUUUGCUACUGAGGGCUUGGAUCGUGCUGGAACGUACGACGACUAUUCUGAUGCCCUGGUGAAUGAAGUAGCCAAGACCUGCGCCAACACGAUUGUCGUUAUCCACAACGCUGGUACUCGUCUCGUCGACCAGUUCGCAGACAAUGAGAAUGUGACCGCAAUCGUCUUCGCUCACCUUCCUGGCCAGGAUUCCGGCCGUGCUCUGGUGUCUCUGCUUUAUGGCGACGAGAACUUCAGCGGCAAGCUCCCCUACACUGUUGCCAAGAACGAAUCCGAUUACAGGACUUACUACCACGCUGGUGCAGUCACUCCCUACGGGCUUUUCCCUCAGUCAAACUUUGACGAGGGUGUGCUGACCGACUACCGCUACUUCGAUGCCCACGAUAUUAUGCCUCGCUACGAAUUUGGCUUCGGCCUCUCCUACACUACCUUCUCUUUCUCCGGUCUCAAGGUUUCAUCAGUGAAGCAUGGCAUUGAGGCAUAUCCUUGCGGUGUCAUCGAGCAAGGUGGCGCAAUAGAUCUGUGGGACACCGUUGCAACGGUCACCGCCAUCGUUCACAACACUGGACGCAAAGCCGGCGCUGAAGUAGCCCAGAUCUAUGUUGGAAUCCCCGGUGGUCCAAAGAAGCAGCUCCGUGGGUUUGAGAAGGUCAUGAUCCCAGCGGGCCAGUCAGCCAAGGUUUCUUUCCCGCUGACUCGCCGCGAUCUUAGCACUUGGGAUGUUGUUGCGCAGAAGUGGUUACUCCAGAGUGGGAGCUAUAACCUUUACGUUGGAUCUUCCAGUCGGGAUCUUCCUCUGACGACGAGGAUGAAGGUUGUCACUGACUCUAGCUCGUAA